Macrosteles quadrilineatus (aster leafhopper) is the source of this 2452-nucleotide messenger RNA. RefSeq lists its product as uncharacterized. The transcript has 5 exons. Lineage: Eukaryota; Metazoa; Arthropoda; Insecta; Hemiptera; Cicadellidae. Gene Ontology annotation, molecular function: oxidoreductase activity. The record is from RefSeq and is a predicted model, not a curated record. Bases 87 to 1145 code for a protein of 352 amino acids.
AUACUGCAGCUGUAGCGUAGCUUCUACCAGCAGCAUCAUUCGCAUACCUCUGGGAGUGAACAGUGAACAUGGUGUAGUGAAGCAAUAUGACUGACACGGUGCUGGAGAUGGAUGCCAACAGAAGCAAAGAUGGCAUAACCAUUAACGAUGUAGCAAGCUGUAUCCUGGAUAAAGGAGGAGACGUACCACUUGAUCUUAAACAAGUUUUUCUCCUGCCUGCGUGGUACAAUGAGGAAAAGUUUAGAAGGGGACAGAAGUAUUUCUAUGACAACUACUUCUCACUGUUUGUGUCCAAGUUGAGUGGCUUGUUAGUUGUGUUGGCAGUCCCCAGUAUACUCAAGGUGCUUGUACUGACUGGACAGUCCUCUCAUCCUCUCUCAGCCUUUCGUCGCUACCUUGAUACUAUAUCCCACAUGCUGGAGUGGUACGAUGGCGACCUCACAAACCCUAACUCCAGAGCUAGCAAGUCCCUACUGGGUGUGAGAGGCCGCCAUUGCCAUGCAACAAGACGAGCAUCCAAGGCUGGAUAUGGUCAGAUAUCUCAGCGAGACAUGGCGCUCACUCAGUUCGGGUUUAUGGGUUUUGCCCUUUUAAGAUCAAAAGAACUUGGACUUUCAGGAUCAGAUGCAGAUCUUGAAGGUUUUGUGCACUUUUGGAGAACAAUCGGUUAUCUUCUUGGGAUCAAAGACAAGUACAAUUUAUGCCAAGGCGAUGUACAGACCACCAGACAGACUUGCCAGGCCAUGUUGGACAAAGUGUUUGUUGUCGGAUUAAAACAGAAUUCAACUGAUUUCCAGAUGAUGUCAAAAGCCCUGCUAGAGGGUAUGUGGGCUGUGAUACCGUUCAUCAACACAGAAGCUUUUUUUGGAUUUACAAAAAUGUUAUGUGGAGUUGAUGAUGUCCAGUUUACUAAUGUAUACAGCAAAACCCUUUUUAACUUACAAGUCUUUGUGCACAAUGCUAUUUUGAAUUCCUUUCUUGCGGCAAUUAUCAGGCCAAUUUUAAAUUUCAACAUGUGGCUUGCUUUAUUUAUAACCCAAAGAUUCCCAUACCUUGCAUUUUUAGCUUUUGGAAGAGAGAUUACUGCACCAGAACAGUACACUAUAAAAAGCUCAUUAGCAACUGAACAAUGUACCGGUACAUGAUUUCAUGUUCAACCAUUGCAUGACAAGAAUGUAAGCAGGAAACCAUGAUUUUAUAGGUUAAGUAAGACAUAGAUUAAAGGAGAAGAUGUCUACUCCUUUAAUCUAUGGUUAAUAAAAGCAAUUACAAUUAGAAUGAGAAUGUGUGUUGGAUGUGUGUUGUUCAACUAUUAAUUUUAUACCGGGUGAAUAAAAAGUCAAGACCCCCCCCUCUAAUAUUUUUCCAAGUAAAUAUACAGAGAUAUCCUUUUGGUGGUCGAGCAAUCUUAGCAGGAAGUUUCAUUUUAUCAUUUUGAAAUUUUUGAGUGUCCCCCCAAAAGGGGGGAUUUGGGGGGCAACUAAAAUAUUUUAAAAGUAAACCCCCUUCAAGUGACACCUCAUUUUGAAGUGUUUACAAAAACUUAAAGAAUGGUGAAAACUAGAGGUCACUAUCUCUUCUCUAUCCAAAAUGGUAGCCCGUCAAAAUGUUGUGGAAAAUCAAUGGUAAAAUUGUUAAUAUUGGUUGUCAUUUUGGUUAGAAUAGAGAAGACAUAGCGAGCUCUGGUUUUCACCAUUCUUUAAGUUUGUUUAAGCACUUCAAAAUGAGGUGUAACUUGAAGGGGAAUUACAUUUAAAAUUUUUGAGUGUCCCCCAAAAGGGGGAUUCGGGGGACAACUAAAAAUGUUUCAAUAGAAACCCCUAUCAAGUAACACCUUAUUUUGAAGUGCUUAAACAAACUUAAAGAAUGGUGAAAACCAGAGCUCGCUAUGUCUUCUCUAACCAAAAUGACAACCAAUAUUAACAAUUUUACCAUUGAUUUUCCACAACAUUUGACGGGCUACCAUUUUGGAUAGAGAAGAGAUAGUGACCUCUAGUUUUCACCAUUCUUUAAGUUUUUGUAAACACUUCAAAAUGAGGUGUCACUUGAAGGGGGUUUACAUUUAAAAUAUUUGAGUUGCCCCCCAAAUCCCCCCUUUUGGGGGGACACUCAAAGAUUUCAAAAUGAUAAAAUGAAACUUCCUGCUAAGAUUGCUCGACCACCAAAUGGAUAUCUCUGUAUAUUUACUUGGAAAAAUAUUAGAAGGGGGGGUCUUGACUUUUUAUUCACCCUGUAUGAUAAAAUAAUAGUCUUAAUGCUUCCUUCCUGUAAAAAGCAUGUAUGAUUGUUGUUUAUCACUGCUUAAGUGAAUACUCUACAAUAUUUCUGUUAUGAAAUAUUAACAGGAUACCUAUUAAACUAGUCAAUAGUGAUAAGGUGAAACCUCUUUAUAACUUGGAUAAUAACUUUGGAAUUGUAAUAAAAUAGUUACAAAUAUACAUAUACGUACAAA